AUGCCUCAACCCCCUCCAGCAGCACAACCGGCCCCCCCUCCCGGCCACGGCAGCGACACCCGCUUCUUCGGCUCGCAGAUCGGCGGCCGGUCCGUGAUCAACUAUGGCUACACCGACAUGCCGUGGAAGCUCAUGGCGUGGGACGUCUACUACUUCUUCCGCUUCUUCUGGGCGAUCCCCUACAUCGUGUGGCCGCUGACGCCGACGGACUCGGGCGACCUGAGCGAGCUGGCGCCGACGUGGGGGAAUGCCUGGGCGUUGUUUAUUCACUUGCUGUUGGGCAUCGUGCAGGUGGCUGGGUUGGUGUUGCUGCCGGCGCUGGUUGUGUUGCCGGUUUGGACGGCGGGUCUGGCGCUGGGGGGGUUUUUCUUGGUGAAUAGGGUGCUGUAUUCGUUGUUGAAUGGUGAGGGGGUCGAGUAUCAUUCGGAUCCCAAGUAUGCCCCGGCCCUGCCGGAGCAUGCCCAUGAGCAGUGGAUUUUUAUUAACGGUGUGGCGGCCGGAUCACACUGGAUGCAGGGCAACUUGAACCGUCUCGCCGUAACCUUUAAGCGGCCGAUCCUAGGGAUUCACAACAAGACCGCCGGCAUCCUGUUCGACGUUGUCGAGUGCCUGAUCCAGCGCAACUGGGGCUACGCCACAAAGGACGUCCGGGUCUGCUACCAGAUCAUGAAGCAGACGCUGUACAACCCGCAGUACUCCAAAGUCGUCUUCAUCCUCCACUCACAGGGCGGCAUCGAGGGCAGUCUGAUUAUCGACUGGCUGCUGCAAGAACUACCGCAGGAUCUUCUCGCGAAGCUGGAGGUCUACACUUUCGGCAACGCAGCUAACCACUUCAACAACCCGCAUCGACACAUCCGCACGCAGCACCUGGCCAAACACAACCCCCUCGCGGCAUGUAUCGACUCAACCCGUCUCGCACACCAUCACCGGGAGUCCAGCCGGGUCCCUCGUCUUCGCCAGCCCACCCGGCCCGGCUCCUCUUCAUCCUCCUCUUCCUCCGAUGACCAACCCCCCCUCAAAACCACCACUACCACCACCAACCCCAGACGAACCCCAGCUAACAAUAAAAUCAUCCCAUCUCUCCCCCUGGACCUCUCAACCUCCACCACCUCCCCACACCCCUCCUCCCUCUCCGACCGCGCCAUCGGCCACAUCGAGCACUACGCCCACACGACCGAUUUCGUCGCCCUCUGGGGAGUCCUCCACUUCGCCACUUCCUCCCCUUCCUCCCAGUUCAUACCACGGUUUAUUGGUCGGGUGUUUGCGCGGACAAGUCCGAGGGGGGGACAUCAGAUGGUGCAGCAUUAUUUGGAUGGGAUGUUUCCUUUGAGACGGGAUAGGGGGACGGGGGGGUUGUUGAUGGUUCAGGUUAACAAGGAUGGGGGUGAAAGGGAGUGGGUGCCGUGGGGGGUGGAAGAGGAUGGGAAUGAGUUUAUGGAGAGUGAGGUGUUGGUUGGUGGAGGAGGAGAUGGGACGGGACGGGACGGAGACGGGGAAGUGGAGAGUGACAGUGAGGAUGAGGAGGUGGAGGUGCAUGAUAGUAGUCCGGUGAUGUCGAGGACCGGGAGGGGGAGUAUCAAAGGAAAGAGUAAAAAGAGGGAGCAGGGGGUGAAAGUAAAGGUCAAGGUGAAAGAGCUGAGUCGGUUGUGGCAGUAUCGGAAUGGGAAGAGUCCUGAGGAGACGCCGCCGUUGUUGGUCAGGGGGCCGGACGGAGUCGUGAGGAAUGCGACGAUGUAG
Molecule: messenger RNA, 1737 nt
Organism: Dichotomopilus funicola
Lineage: Eukaryota; Fungi; Ascomycota; Sordariomycetes; Sordariales; Chaetomiaceae
Exons: 5
Coding region: 1-1737 (578 amino acids)
Source: RefSeq, a predicted model, not a curated record